AUGAAGGUCUGUCUCACUCUGACCUGCCUCCUCUUCCUCACAGCUCUGCAGGACGGAGACGCUCAGAGACGCUUUAGAGGAAAGGAAGGAGAAAACAUCACAGUUGGAUGUAAAUUUUAUUUCUCUGGAAACGAGACGUUCUUCUGUAAGGGAAUAUGUGAAGGAACAAAUAUUCUGGUUCAAACAUCCAGUGACACAGCUCAGAAAGGCAGAUACAGCACCAGCUUUAAAACAUUUAACACCAGAACAUAUGUUCUGGAUGUGAGCAUAAAGGAGCUGAAAGGUUCUGACGCAGGACGGUACCGAUGUGGUGUGGACAAUCCUGGUGUGCGAUUCGAUGAAUUUGACCUCAUUGUGACUGAAGCUACAACUUCAGAACCAAACUGGACCCUGAAGACUUUUCCAUUGACAUUAGUGACAUCACCUUCUGUAACAACAGCAGAAACAAUGAACAAAGGUCUGCAGCUUUAUCUGAUUCUGUCUCUGGUCGCCAAGAUCAUCUUUUUAUCGACACCUUUGAUGAUUUCCUGUUGGAAGAGGAGAACCACGAAAAGCAAAGGUGAGAAAAUAAACGAUGAGUUUUCUGUAAAUCAGACGUUUCAUUUCUCUGAUCUGAAUGUUUUUCAGAUUCUGCUGGGGAGACUGGGAACGCUGAUAAAAUAUUUACAAUUUAUUCCUGAACAAUCAGAGCUCAAAGUACAGAUGAAGAACGAUCAACCCAGAGAGAGAGGAAAACCCAGAGGACAGACAGAACAAUUAAUCUGCUGAUGAAAUAAUUUCUGUUUAUUCCUGAAUUAAUCUCAAAAAAACAUUUAGUCUCAUAUUUUCACUAGAAAAUAACUGAAUGUCAAAGAUACAGGAACGUUUUCUACACAUUAUAAAGGAGUUUUGCCACUUGGCUAAAAAAUGUUUCUUCAUUGAAUGUUACAGAAGAUGUUUGAAAGAUAAUCUAAUUACCGUGUUGUAAAGAUGUUUUUUUA
Messenger RNA from Xiphophorus maculatus (southern platyfish), 980 nucleotides. RefSeq names its product CMRF35-like molecule 8. The coding region runs from base 1 to 768 and encodes 255 amino acids. The transcript has 5 exons. The record is from RefSeq and is a predicted model, not a curated record. Lineage: Eukaryota; Metazoa; Chordata; Actinopteri; Cyprinodontiformes; Poeciliidae.